CGCCCAGUUCUGGUCAUCUCAAAUGUUUGUAAUAGUUUUAAAGUUAGACGCGCCGCCGAAUCCUGACGAGCAGCUACCGGCCGAGGGGGCGGGGUCUUGAGCGGCGGCUGGACGCCUAUUGGCUGCUGAGGGCUGGGGACGGGACGGGGAAAUUCAAGGAAAAGCCGAAGGAGGAUGUAUGGUAUGGAUUUUCCUCGGCGUAACGGGACGAGAAUAUAUUGGAUGGAAAGCAUCAGCAGCCCGAUAUGAACACGUUUGGAUGACAUUGUUUUUUUUUAAAGACAUUGUGAUAGUUUGAUAGAGAGAGACACACAUUCGUUAACCUUGUCGGAGACACUUUCACUACCUUUCACGUUGCGUUUAUUUAAAAAUUAGUAACGAUACAACUUUUUAAAGGAUUAGACUUCUGCCUGGAUAUGAACAAUGCGGAUGGACUGAACGUCUCACUGCUGAGAAGCUGCACUCCUGAGCUCGCUGUCGGAUCCCAUCGCUUCAUCUGAAGCCGUUUGAAGCAGAAGAACCGCCUCGGAUUAUUAUUCCUUCAGAACAACCGAUAACCACCAGCAACACAACAGAGACUCCAGUAUGGCCGAACAUGAGAGCCUGGAGUUCGGGAAGGCGGACUUCGUCCUGAUGGACAACGUGUGUCUGGAAGACUUCAUGGCCAACCUUAAACUCAGGUUCGAGAAGGGGCGUAUCUACACGUACAUCGGGGAGGUGGUGGUGUCGGUGAACCCGUACCGCGCCAUGAACAUCUACGGCCGCGACGCCGUGGAGCAGUACCGCAACCGCGAGCUGUACGAGCGCCCGCCACACCUCUUCGCCAUCGCAGACGCCGCCUACAAGGCCAUGAAGAGGCGUAACAAGGACACCUGCAUCGUCAUCUCAGGGGAGAGUGGGGCAGGGAAGACUGAGGCCAGCAAGUACAUCAUGCAGUACAUCGCGGCCAUCACCAACCCCAACCAGCGGGCCGAGGUCGAGAGGGUGAAGAACAUGCUCCUCAAGUCCAACUGCGUCCUGGAGGCCUUCGGAAACGCCAAGACCAACCGCAACGACAACUCCAGCCGCUUCGGGAAGUACAUGGACAUCAACUUCGACUUCAAGGGGGACCCCAUUGGGGGCCACAUCAGCAACUACCUGCUGGAGAAGUCCAGGGUCAUCUUCCAGCAGGACGGCGAGAGGAGCUUCCAUUCCUUCUACCAGCUGCUCAGAGGGGGGCCGGAGUCUUUGCUGCGCUCGCUGCACAUCCAGAAGGACCCCAAGGCCUACGCCUACAUCAAGGUCGGGGGUCAGGUCAAGUCUUCCAUCAACGAUGGAGCAGACUUCAAAGCCGUAGCGGACGCCAUGAAGGUGAUCGGCUUCACGUCGGAGGAGACUCUGACCGCCUACAAGAUCCUGGCCACCACGCUCCAUCUGGGGAACCUGACCUUCGGCGUGGACGGGGACGUCAUACUGAUCCAGAACCGAAAGGUGGUGUCCGUGAUCGGGGAGCUGCUCUCCACCCCGGAGGACAACGUGGAGAAGGCGCUGCUGUUCCGCACCGUGUCCACGGGCCGCGACGUCAUCGACAAGCAGCACACCGCCCAGGAGGCCGGCUACGGACGGGACGCCCUCGCCAAGGCCAUGUAUGAACGUCUCUUCUGCUGGAUCGUGGGGCGUAUCAACGACGUCAUCGAGGUGAAGAACUACGACGCCAGGGUCCACGGGAAGAACACAGUGAUCGGGGUGCUGGACAUCUACGGCUUUGAGAUCUUCCAGAACAACAGCUUUGAGCAGUUCUGCAUCAACUACUGCAACGAGAAGCUGCAGCAGCUGUUCAUCCAGCUGGUGCUAAAGCAGGAGCAGGAGGAGUACCAGAGGGAGGGCAUCCCCUGGAAACAUAUCGACUACUUCAACAACCAGAUCAUCGUGGACCUGGUGGAGCAGCAGCACAAGGGCAUCUUCUCGGUGCUGGACGAGGCCUGCAUGAACGUGGGCAAGGUCACCGAUGAGGUCUUCCUGCAGGGGCUCAACGGCAAGCUGGCCAAGCACGUCCACUACACCAGCCGCAAGCUCUCGCCCACGGACAAGGGUUUGGAGUUCGACCGAGACUUCCGCGUCAAGCACUAUGCAGGGAACGUGGUGUACUCCGUGGUUGGCUUCAUCGAUAAGAACAAAGACACUCUCUUCCAGGAUUUCAAGAGGCUGCUGUAUAACAGCUCCAACCCGGUGUUCAAGGCCAUGUGGCCGGAGGGGAAGCUGCGUAUCACCGAGGUCACCAAGCGCCCCCUCACCGCCGCCACCCUCUUCAAGAACUCCAUGAUCUCAUUGGUGGAGAACCUGGCAUGCAAGGAGCCCUACUACGUGCGCUGCAUUAAGCCCAACGACGUCAAGUCCCCGCUGCUGUUCGAGCAGGAGCGCUGCCGCCACCAGGUGGAGUACCUGGGCCUGCUGGAGAACGUCCGUGUGCGUCGCGCCGGCUUCGCCUACCGUCAGACCUACCCCCGCUUCCUACAGAGGUACAAGAUGAUCUCGGAGUUCACCUGGCCCAACCACGACCUGCCCUCGGACCGGGAGGCGGUGAAGCGUCUGCUGCAGGGCUGCGGCUUCGACCACGACGUGGCCUACGGCAAGACCAAGGUGUUUGUGCGGACCCCCCGGACCCUGUUCAGCCUGGAGGCCCAGCGCGCCGACAUGCUUCAGAGGAUCGUGCUCUUCCUGCAGAAGGUGUGGCGGGGGACCCUGGCCCGGACGCGGUGCCGGCGGAUGCGGGCGGGGCUGGUGAUCCUGCGGGCGUACCGCCGCUACAAGGUCAAGUCGUACGUGCGCGAGGUCAACCGGCGCUUCCGUAACGUGCGCACCAUGAAGGACCACGGCCGCAGCGUCAAGUGGCCCGCCCCCCCAAAGGUGCUGCGCCGCUUCGAGGAGCUGCUGAAGAACAUCCACAGCAGGUGGUGGGCGUGGACCCUGAUCAAGGUGCUGAGCCCAGAGGAGGUGCUGCAGGUCCGGGCCAAGGUGGCGUCGCUGGAGGCCCUCAAGGGCCAGAGGGCCGACCUGGGGCUACAGAGGGCCUGGGAGGGCAACUACCUGAAGAGGGACAGCCCUGACACGGCCUCCUCCCUCGCCCUGGUCUCCGGGGAGCUGCAGCGGAAAGACAAGUUCAUGAGGGUCCUGUUCUCCUGCAACGUCCGCAAGAUCAAUCACUUCCACAAGGCGGAGGACCGCGCCCUGCUCAUCACCGACCGCCACCUCUACAAGAUGGACCCCCAGAAGCAGUACAAGCCCAUGAAGAGCAUCCCCCUGUACAACGUGACGGGUCUGAGCGUGUCCCCGGGUAAGGACCAGCUGGUGGUGUUCCACACCAAGGACAGCCGGGACCUGGUGGUGUGUCUGCAGGGCAUGCGGCCCCCCGCCGAGAGCCGCAUCGGGGAGCUGGUGGGCGCUCUGCUCGGUCACUUCAGGAGUGGGUCUCCAGUGGGUCCAUUUCCCCUCCGCCCAGCGGCCUAA
Messenger RNA from Gadus chalcogrammus (walleye pollock), 3486 nucleotides. It is a transcript of the gene myo1d, whose product is annotated as myosin 1D. NCBI's taxonomy places the organism in Eukaryota, Metazoa, Chordata, Actinopteri, Gadiformes, Gadidae. The record is from RefSeq and is a predicted model, not a curated record. Gene Ontology annotation, biological process: actin filament organization; vesicle transport along actin filament. Gene Ontology annotation, cellular component: microvillus; cytoplasm; myosin complex. Bases 586 to 3486 code for a protein of 966 amino acids. Gene Ontology annotation, molecular function: microfilament motor activity; actin filament binding; ATP binding. The transcript has 22 exons.